AUCACCUCUUCUUCAAUCUUGAGCCACACCCAAUCUACCCAGAUGAUCCAAACCCUCGUUUCUUGAUUCUUUUUCCGUACAAAAAUGGAGGGCACAUUCCUCCCAAAUAGGCCAGCUCUCCCUAUCCAAUUGACCAAACCAACUCAAUCGAACCAACAACAACAAAGACUCGGAUUCAAUCCAACAACUCUCCCUCCGCAGCCACCGUCGUUCUCCAUUGAUCCUCUCCUCCAACACCUCAUACACCUCUCUUCUCCGCCGCCAACCACCACCCACAACCAAAAACCCAUACGAUCAAGCAACACCCACUUCCCUUCGAUUCGCAAUUCUUCGAAAAAACAUGUUGUCAGUAGAACACAUUUCAAGAAAACUUAUUCGAGUUCACUGCUUACCCUUGAAGAUCCCAAAGUUCAUGUGGCUGAUGUUGAUGGCGAUGGCGAUGGCGAUGGCGAUGGUGAUGGUGCACUUGACUUUCUUUCACGCGAGUGUAAGUUUAUGCUGGAUUCCAUAUUAGAACAGCCUUUAUCCAGUUUAAAUUUGUUCUUUUAUUCUGUUAAGUUGGAGUUGAUUGAAGUUGAUUUGGUUAGUCUUUUAAAGGGUUUAGAUCUUUUGGGCAAUUGGGAAAAAGCCCUUUGUUUGUUUGAAUGGAUAUUGGAGGAUUCAAAGACCAAUCCAGGUUUCAAUCUAGAUAACCAAGCUAUUGAAUUAAUGGUGAAAAUAUUGGGUAGGGAAUCACAACAUACAGUUAUGUCAAAGUUAUUUGAUCAGUUUGAUGCUAUUGAUAAUUCACUUGAUGUUCGUGCUUUCACUACAAUCCUUCAUUCGCAUUCGAGCAGCGGAAAGUAUGAGAAAGCUAUUAACUUGUUUCAACGAAUGAAAGCGAUCGGGUUGUCUCCCAAUUUGGUUACUUACAAUGUGAUGUUGGAUGUUUAUGGGAAAAUGGGUCGUUCGUGGGAUAAAAUCUUGACCCUUUUGGAGGAACUGAAAGCCGAAGGGCUUGAGUUCGAUGAAUUCACUUGUAGUACGGUGAUAUCUGCGUGUGGUAGAGAAGGAUUGUUAGAAGAGGCGAAAACUUUUUUCGCUGGUUUAAAAGCUCAAGGCUAUAAACCGGGAACUUUUACUUACAAUUCUCUACUCCAAGUAUUCGGGAAGGCCGGAAUGUACUUAGAGGCAUUGAAUAUCUUGAAAGAAAUGGAGGAAAACAACUGCCCACCGGAUUUGGUUACUUAUAACGAGCUUGUGGCUGCAUAUGUGCGAGCAGGGUUCCAUGAAGAAGGGGCGGCUGUUAUAGAUACAAUGACUCAAAAGGGCGUAAAACCAAAUGCAAUCACUUAUACAACGGUUAUUGAUGCAUAUGGGAAAAGUGGAAAAGAAGAUAAGGCCUUGAGUCUAUUCAAGAUAAUGAAGAAAUCCGGUUGUGUGCCUAAUGUUUGUACUUAUAACGCGAUUCUUGGAAUGUUAGGAAGAAAAUCAAGAUCUGAAGAGAUGAUUGAGAUUCUUCGUGAUAUGAAAGCGAAUAAAUGUUCACCUAAUCGCGUCACUUGGAACACGAUGCUUGCUAUGUGUGGAAACAAAGGGAUGCAUCUUUAUAUGAAUUGGGUUUUAAAAGAGAUGAAAAGUUGUGGAUUUGAGCCCGAUAGAGACACUUUCAACACAUUGAUAAGUGCAUACGGUAGAUGUGGUUUGGAACUUGAUGCUAAUGAAGUUUAUCGGGAGAUGAUCAAAGUGGGGUUUAAUCCGUGUAUUACAACCUAUAACGCACUUUUGAAUGCAUUGGCUCGUAAAGGAGAUUGGAAAGCAGCUGAAUCAGUGAUGUUAGAUAUGAGAGGAAAAGGGUUCAAGCCUAGUGAAACUUCGUAUUCUUUGAUGCUUCAUUGCUACUCAAAAGGGCAAAACUUAAAGGGGUUAGAUGUGAUGGCAAAGGAGAUAUAUGACGGGAAGAUCUUUCCUAGUUGGAUGCUUCUAAGAACGCUAAUUCUUGCAAAUUUCAAGUGUAGAUCACUUAGUGGCAUGGAAAAAGCGUUUCAGGAAUUGCAAAAACACGGUUACAAACCUGACCUUGUAAUAUUCAAUUCCAUGCUUUCUAUUUACGCCAGAAACAAGAUUUAUGAUCAGGCUCGUAAGAUGCUCCGUUUGAUUUACAAUAGCGGAUUGCAGCCGGAUCUUGUCACUUUCAACACGUUAAUGGAUAUGUAUGCAAGAACGGGCGAGUGUUGGGAAGCUGAAGAAAUCCUCAAAAGUGUACAGAAAUUGGGCAGAAAACCCGAUCUUGUUUCAUAUAAUACCGUCAUUAAAGGCUUUUGUAGGCAGGGUUUCAUGGAUGAAGCUAGAAGGGUACUUUCGGAAAUGACAAGUAAAGGGAUCCGGCCAUGCAUUGUUACAUACAACACAUUUGUUGCCGGAUUUGCAGCUCAGGGGUUGUUUUCAGAAGUAAACAAUGUGAUUAGUUAUAUGAUUGAGCAUAAUUGCAGGCCGAAUAUGCUAACUUACAAGACUAUUGUAGACGGAUAUUGUAGAGCUAAGAAGUAUCAAGAAGCGUUAGAAUUUGUGGGAAACAUUAGAAAAAGUGACGGUUCUUUUGAUGAGCAAAGUUUGCAAACACUUGCUUCUCUUGCUCGGGCAAAUGUUGUGUUAUGACCCCCUUCAAAAAGUCCCCUCUUUGGCGUUUUUUGUUUGUUUAGUGGGCUAGUUUUCGGUUGCUGAUAUCACCAUUGAAAGAAAGGGCUUCCCGUUGUGUUGAUUCAAGAUUUGCAGGCUUGCAACCAAAGACAGACAUUGAAGCUCACUAAAGGAAGUACAGCUUCAAGCAACAUAAAAGGGAUGAAAUGGUGGUAUGUUUUUCGAGUCCAGAAUUUCAGAUCGGCUUUUCUUUUAUUUUACUUAUAUGACGUAAAAGAGCAUCGAUUAGAACUCAUUUGGCUCGCUUUUUGUAUGUAAGCCUGGGUACGCGAACGGGCAUGUCCAUUUUUAGAUUAGAAUUUUCAUUGUAAAUGCUGUAAUUUAUGAUAAGAACUACCAAGGUUGUGUUGGGGUGGAUCAUGUUGUGUAUGAUCCAUUCCACAUAUGCUUUCAUCUUGGUAAUAUCCGCAACGAUGAUGUUAUAAAGAAUUAUAUUCGAUGC
Messenger RNA from Cynara cardunculus var. scolymus (artichoke), 3121 nucleotides. RefSeq names its product pentatricopeptide repeat-containing protein At2g18940, chloroplastic. The coding region runs from base 85 to 2637 and encodes 850 amino acids. NCBI's taxonomy places the organism in Eukaryota, Viridiplantae, Streptophyta, Magnoliopsida, Asterales, Asteraceae. Gene Ontology annotation, molecular function: protein binding. The transcript is spliced from 2 exons. The record is from RefSeq and is a predicted model, not a curated record.